Molecule: messenger RNA, 1398 nt
Organism: Pleuronectes platessa (European plaice)
Lineage: Eukaryota; Metazoa; Chordata; Actinopteri; Pleuronectiformes; Pleuronectidae
Product: actin-binding protein WASF3-like
Exons: 8
Coding region: 1-1398 (465 amino acids)
Biological process (GO): positive regulation of Arp2/3 complex-mediated actin nucleation; actin cytoskeleton organization
Cellular component (GO): cytoskeleton
Molecular function (GO): Arp2/3 complex binding; actin binding; protein kinase A regulatory subunit binding
Source: RefSeq, a predicted model, not a curated record
AUGCCUCUGGUCAAGAGAAACAUCAAGCCCCGACACCUGUGCCACGGUGCCCUGCCCGAGGGAAUUGGCAGUGAGCUGGAAUGUGUAACCAACAACACCCUGUCCGCCAUCAUCCGCCAACUCAGCAGUCUGAGUAAACAUGCAGAGAAUGUCUUCGGGGAACUUUUCAAUGAAGCCAACACCUUCUACGUGCGUGCAAACUCCCUGCAGGACCGCAUUGACCGCCUGGCCGUCAAAGUUACCCAGCUGGACUCCAGUGUAGAGGAGGUCUCUCUCCAGGACAUAAACAUGAGGAAGGCUUUCAAAAGCUCACUGGCCCAGGAUCAGCAGGUUUUGUCCAAGGGCAGCACGCCGAGCUCCGUGGGCGACAUGUACAACAGCAGCGACAGGCCUCCUCCGCUCAGCACCCUCACCGCCUACAGAGAGGAUUCCACUGACGCCAUGAAGUUCUACUCAGACCCACUGUACUUUUUUGACCUGUGGAAGGAGAAAAUGCUGCAGGACACUGAGCACAAGAGGAAAGAAAGGAGGAGGCAACGGGAGCAGAAGCGAUGUGUGGAAUGCAGCACCCUUCAGCGUGAGGUGAAGAAGGUGAGAAAGGCUCGGAACCGCAGGCAGGAGUGGAACAGGAUGGCUUUCGAUAAAGAGCUUCGUCCAGACCACCGCCAUCCGCAGACCCUACGGCGAGGGGCGUCAUCUGAGGGCUCCCUCUCCCCAGACGGCAGGCCUGACCUCCCCGGCUACCCCGUCCCUCCGCUGCCUGCCCACGCCGCUUGUAACUAUGCCAAGUCUCACGAUUACGUCCCUGGGAAUGCACAGCCCUCACCACCUGUGGAGCAUGAAUACCACAGCAUUGAUGUCAACUACAAGAGAGUAACCUAUGCCACGCCAGAGCCGCGCCCUGCAGACCGAACCAAUGGCACAAUACGUCCACCCGCAGAUUACAACUGUGCCCCUCCACCUCCUGCCUCGGGCGGCCUACCCAUCCCAUCGGCAUCAACAGCCUUUGGUUUUCCUCUGGGUGCACUGCCGCCGCAUAAUGGAGUUCCACACGUAGGCCCAGGCUUCCCGCUCCCGCCUGCGUUUGCUUCGGGGCCAAGCAUGCCGCCCCCCCCAGGUCCACCGCCUCUCCCUCCCCCGGCUGCACCCUCACACCUCCAGGGACACAGCAAAGGCUGCAGAGCUGGGGCUAAACCGGUGAGGGAUGCCAGAAGUGACCUGCUGUCCGCCAUUCGCAUGGGUAUCCAGCUGAAGAAAGUCCAGGAGCAGCAGGAGCAGCAGAACAAGCGGGAGCCUGUUGGGAACGACGUGGCCACCAUCUUGUCCCGACGCAUCGCGGUGGAGUACAGCGACUCAGAAGACGACUCCGAGCUGGACGAAAACGAGUGGUCGGACUGA